Stegostoma tigrinum is the source of this 3341-nucleotide messenger RNA. It is a transcript of the gene htatsf1, whose product is annotated as HIV-1 Tat specific factor 1. Gene Ontology annotation, biological process: mRNA splicing, via spliceosome. Lineage: Eukaryota; Metazoa; Chordata; Chondrichthyes; Orectolobiformes; Stegostomatidae. The coding region runs from base 108 to 1586 and encodes 492 amino acids. Gene Ontology annotation, cellular component: U2-type spliceosomal complex; U2 snRNP. Gene Ontology annotation, molecular function: RNA binding. The transcript is spliced from 9 exons. The record is from RefSeq and is a predicted model, not a curated record.
AGUUCGGCGAGUCUGCGUAUCGAGGUGCUUUAAGGCGACUUUAAGAGAGUGGCGGCUGACCGCGUUUAUUUUUGGGCCGAUUGGUGUUUAAUUUUCGGGCCCGGAGGAUGAGCGGUGAGGAGGCGAACGCCGAUUUCCACGAGCAGCUGCGGCUGCAGCGGCUGCUGGAGGGCGGAGAGGCCGAGGAGGCGUGGGGCCGCACGAGCACUUUCGUGGACGCGGAGGGCACCGAGUUCGAGUGGGACUGGGAGAGGAAAGCCUGGUUCCCCAAGAUCACUGAAGAUUUUCUUGCAACAUAUCAUGCAAACUACGGUUACGUUGAAGAGGACCCUGAGAACAGUGGCAAUUCCACCACUGAAACCCAGAAGACAGCAGCCAUUCUGCAAAAGUCUUCAGGAGAUAAUGCAGCUCAAGGGGAUCCUAAAGAAACAAAGCAAAAAGGAGAGAAAAGAAAAGUGGACAUCGGCUGGAUUGACGUUGAGGAGCAGAGGAACACAAAUGUGUACGUGUCUGGGUUGCCUCCAGACAUAACACAUGAUGAAUUUGUGGAACUCAUGUCAAAAUUUGGAAUCAUUAUGCAAAACCCUGAAACAGAAGAAUACAAGAUUAAAUUAUACAAGGACAAAGAUGGAAAUCUCAAGGGGGAUGGUCUCUGCUGCUACUUGAAGAAAGAAUCUAUCGACCUUGCUGUCAGAUUUUUGGACGAAACUGAAGUGAGAGGAUAUAAGCUACAUGUAGAAGCUGCAAAGUUUGAGAUGAAAGGACAGUAUGAUGCCAGCAAAAAGAAGAAGAAAAGCAAAGAUUACAAGAAGAAGUUGCUUCUACAGAAAAAGCAGCUGGAUUGGAGACCAGAAAGAAAACCUGGUAGUUCCCGAUUACGAUGUGAACGAGUCGUAAUUCUUAAGAACAUGUUUCAUCCAAAGGAUUUUGAGGAGGAUCCAUUGGUUUUGAAUGAGAUCAGAGAUGAUAUUCGGCUAGAAUGUGAAAAAUUUGGUCAAGUCAAAAAAGUACUUGUAUUUGAUCGACACCCUUCUGGAGUAGCCUCGGUGGCAUUUAAGGAACCAGAGCAAGCAGAUCAGUGUAUCCUGAUGCUUAAUGGAAGAUGGUUUGGUGGACGCCAGAUAACCGCUGAAACAUGGGAUGGUAUUGUUGAUUAUCAGAUUGAAGAAACUGUAAGGGAAAGAGAAGACCGAUUGAAAUCAUGGGAAUCAUUUUUGGAAAAUGACGUAUCCACAGGCAAGUCUGCUGAUGACCAGAAGAACCCACAGGCAAGUAGCCAAGCAUCAUCAGAAGCCUCAGCUCCUCCUGAGGAUGGCACAAAACUACCUGAGGACAAUAGAAAGCAAUCAGCAGACAGUUUAACACCUUCACAAGAUGAUGAAAAACGAUCAGUGGACACUGUAGCGCCUUCAGAGGACAAUACCAAAACUACAGUGGACAAUGCAGUGAUUUCUGGAGACAAUAAACAACAAGAUGUGAUUGAUUCUAUGCCUGAUGUAGAAAAGGCAGAAGAGAAGUGGAUUGAAGAAAAUUUAUCCACGGACAGCAGCAUCGAUGGAAGUGACGAUGAUGCGGAAAAGCAAUGAGUUCUUAUUGGAACCUUGCUUUUAAAUGAUUGCAUACUCAUUUUUAGGUGAAAUAUUGUAGAACGUGGCUGAACAUCAGGUGUGCAAUUUUUUAAUUGUGAAGUUGACUGCUUUAAUUGAAAGAAGCUUUAAUAUAGUUAACAUUUGGUGUCAGACAUGUAUUUAAGAAUUGUGCCGUUUUAUGCUCAUUUGAGAGAAACCUUUCCUGUUCUAACUCCUCAUCUACUGACUUCAAUAACAGUUCUUCUCUGUUGGAAAUGCAUCUUGGGACAAAAAUGCAAAUAGUUCUCAAGUUAACAUUUUCUUUGCAGUUUCUUCUUUCUUUUACAAUCCUGCAAUCCUCCAAAACACUCUUCUGACUGUUUUGCUUACCAAGUGCCAGCUGUUGUUGGCUAUGCCAUCCAAAUCACAAUGUAUAGAGAAAUUGACAAACUCCAGUCACAUGAGAUGCUGCAGCAGAGUGCAAAGCUUUCCAUUUGAUAUCUCACACCAUCUGUCAUUGAUGUUCCUAGUAAUAGGAACCAGAAGUGGUAUUUUUCCCUUAACUGUGUCUCUUCCCAUCUUGGCUGUACUUAAACAGUUGAGUUUAUUGAAUUCACAGGGCCACAAUGUGUAAAAACAAUGGACGGGAGGUAAUCCACUUAUGCAUUCAGCUUGUCCCACGUACAUAUGUUAAUAUAUACACUCAACUAAGUACCUGAAGCCUGUAAUGUUCUGGGAAAGGCAAAAAUGUUAAAACCAUGUUAAAUUUAUAAUGGGAAGGGGCUUUCUCAAUGGGACGACAGAAACUUUUCCUAAUCUGAAUGAACAGAAGUGUGAUUGUACACUGUGGCUCACAUUAUUUGGAGGGGGAGUUCUGGAAUAUGGUCAGUGCUCUAGGCAGCCUACACUUAGGAUUUCUUCUAAAAGUGGUGAAAUUAUUCUCUCUAUAAAUGUGCACUCAGGAAACAUCCUGUUUCUUUUAAAAGAUGUGAAUAACCCCCUAGAUAUAUUUGGAACAAACUGGAGGUAGCUGAUUUCAUUGGGCAGAAGAAACCAUAAUGGCAGUGAACCAUUCCCUAUACUUUGCAUCAUGAGUAUUGUGUGUUGUGUGUAAUCUAAAAUUUAAAAAAAAUGGAUGUUAGGCCCUGGUGAUUUAAGUUACUGAACGAUGUUUAGGAUUUAAAAGUACAUUGUUUCAUCAGACCUGGAUACAUUUAUUAAAUCAAAAUAUUAAUAUUUGUAAGGUUCCAGAGAUUUGUUGACUUGCUUAGAAACUUCGGGUAGCUGUCUUAUGGACAGAUUCUGCGCUUGCUCUAAAUUCCCCAAACUGUUUGUUUCUCUACAUUUUAUCUGCUUGAAAUCUAUUUACGUGAUGUGACCAUUUCAUGCAUUGCUUCCUGCUUCAGGUUUUUAUAGAACGCCUCUUCUGAGAUGAAUUCUUUAACUAUUUCACUGAGCUGUAGGGUGAAAAUACAUUUAAAGUAACUGUUCUGCGUGUGAUCAGUUUCAAUAAGUUUCAUCAUGUUAUGGUUUAACUCUCAACUUACUGAAAUAACUCCAGAAAAUGCUAGAAAUACACACCAGGUCUGACUGCAUUGCUGAAGAGAAGGGUGGGGGGGGGGGAAAUGUCAAUGUUUCCGGUCAUAAUUUAGUCGGGGAUAGCAAGAACUGCAAAUGCUGGAGUCAGAGUCAACACUGUGGAGCUGGAGGAACAGCAGGUUGGGCACUAUCAGAGGAGCAGGAAAAUUUAUAUUUUGGGUCAGAACCCUUCUU